CCUCUUUGUGUGGAGAUGGCACGACCUCAAGAGAUUGAACUUGGCAGCCCCAGAGAUUGGCCUCUGGACGGAGGCUUGUUGUACUCGAUAGAAACGUUGAUUGUUCAGUGGUCUGGACAAAUAUGGAAUGUCCUGAAGAAGGACUCUGGAGACCUGCUGCUCCAGGGAGAUCACCCGGGGCCUAACGUGGAACUCCAAUUCUGGACCUCGCAUAGAGAGAAUCUUGUUGGAAUUCAGUCACAGAUUCAGAGUCCCAAAGUGGAGCAGAUCAUGGAGAUUUUGAAAAGAGUCAAAAGCAGUUACUAUUCCUCUUUCCAGGACGUCUCUGUCAAAGUCAACGAGGGUGUGCUGGAAGCGCAGGACAUUGAUUUGUAUCUGCACCCUUUGAGGAGGCUCAUCAGUAGCCUGGAAGAGAGAAGUUUUCCUCAAGUGGACACUCUGCUACCGCCUCUCUUCCACACACUCUGUCUCAUCUGGAGUCGAUCACAGUACUACUGCACCCCACAACGCAUGGUUGUUCUCCUGCAGGAGUUCUGCAACCUCAUCCUGGAAAAGGCCUUUGCCUACCUGAUCCCUGAAGAACUGUUUAAGAUGGAAAUUGAGGAAGGGCGGGAGAGAGUCCAAAUAACCAUCUACAUCCUGCGCACCUUCAAGCAGCUGUUUCACACUCACUGCCAGAAGAUUCUCGAGUACUUCCAACACGGCCAGACUGUCAAGCUUUGGGAGUUUCCCACCUCACUUGUGUUUCAGCGCUCGGACAACAUAAUGGAGAGACUGUGUAUGAUUGAGGAGCUGUUUGCUUCAGCGCUGGACUUUUUGAAGCUGGAGAAGGUGGAAAUCGGUGGUUCCAGAGGCAAGAUCCUCAACGAGAUGGUCUUCACCAUGAGUGAGGAGUUUCAGGACCGCUGGCGAACCCUCAGGGAGAGCAAAUACGAUCCAUUGGACUACACUAAUGAUGAUUUUGUUCAUCAAUACAAAUCUUCUAUGGAACAAAAUAAAGACUUUGACCAGAGGCUUGGAACUGUCCUCAAUCUCGCAUUUCAGCACUCAAGAAAUCUCAAAUCUACAAUUAAACUUUUGAAGGUUUUUGGGAACCUGCUUGAGCGACCCAGAAUCCAUCAGCUCUUCAGUCCGAACUACAUUGUAUUAUUGGACAUGUUCAACAAGGAAAUAAACCACUGCCAGUUUCUACUUAAUCAACACAGAAAUGGGCAUCUGUCAGGAAAUGUGGUUCUAGGAAAAAAUAUGCCCCCGGUGGCUGGGCGGCUGAAAUGGUCUCAGGGGCUUCGGUGUCGCAUCUUGGCCAACAAAGGCAGCUUGUGCCAGCUUGCUAAUACGCCUCUUGGUGGCACUGAGGUCGACAUUGCUCUCCUCAAGUGUGAACAUCUUCUGGAAGAUUUGGAGCAGCAGGACCAGGGUUUUUUUUCACAGUGGACUGAAGGCCUGGAGGAAAUCUGUCAAACACACCUGGAGGAUCCCCUAUUGACUCUUGACCCCACCACAGGCUUGUUUCACGUCAACUUCAGUCUUGCUUUGACAUCUGUGCUGAAGGAGGUGAAGUAUCUGGGAAUGCUGAAGCGCCAGAAUAUUCCCAAAGCAGCUCUUCAGCUCUACUCUAAUCGGGAGCGAUUUUGUGUGCAAACUCAGACAUUGAUCUUGGUGACCCAGUGGUACAACCAUCUGAAGAGCACCAUCCUAGAUGUUGAGAUGGAACUGGUAAGAGAUGAAAUGGACAGGACCAGGCGACAGUUGGAUCCAGCCCUGCUAGAGCUGACCUGGGCCAAGGAGGAUGUGUGGGACUACAUUAAGAGCACAAGAGACCUUGUCCAGAGCAUUUGGAGUCGCAUUCAGAAGAGCAAAGAAAAUGUGGAGGCAGUUCAGACUCUCAUGGGAAAAUUCAGCCAGCGUCCAUGUGUUACAAGAAAGAGUCGGGACUCUACUCUUCUGUUGUUCUCUGACAUUGACGAAAGUGUUACCAAACUGCACGCUCUCAUCAGCAGCACGGGCGAGGAGAUACACACGCUUCUGCAGGAGAACCGGUCACUCCUGAAUGUGUCCGACCUGAACAGUAGCGAAUGGCAGGCCUACACUGACUACGUGGACCACAUCAUCCUUGGGGGCUUCUCAAGCGCCAUCCGAUGCUCUCUUCAGUACCUGCUAGACAAUACUGAUCCAGCCCAGCAUCUCGGUCCGCUGUUUGAGGUCCAGUUGGUGCUGAAGGGCAGUGAGAUGUGUUUUGAGCCCUCACUAGAUUCCACCAACAGAAACAACUUCUUUGAUAUUGUGGACAACAUGGUUGCCAAUAUUCUAAAAAUGGCUUCGUUCAUCCCCAGAGUUGCAAAGUACAGGCAUCUCGAUAAUUACCAGAAUGACAUAAAUGGAAUGAAGGAUUUGUCAGAAAUGUCUUGUGCUCUACGCUCUCGAGCACGUGCAGCUAUGGCCAAGGUCAGAGAAUAUCGAGAAUUGUUCAACAGCUAUCGCUACCUCUGGACUGAUGACAGGUCGGAGUUUAUGAGACAGUUUCUGCUCUACGGUCAUGUAUUAAGCUCUGAGGAAGCUGAGCUGUAUGCUGACUACGAACUGAAGAAAAACCCACCUACAUUGGAAAACUUCAAAGAGCAGAUCAAUCUGUUUGAGUCUCUCCAUGAGAGUGUGAGCAAGAUGGAGGAAGGGAGGGUGUUCUGUGGCUGGUUACAGCUGGACAUCAGACCUUUCAAGCACACGCUGAUGAACAUCAUCAAGAGAUGGAGCUGGAUGCUCAAGGAGCACCUGCUCAACCACGUUAACCAAAGCGUGAGGGAUCUGUCCACUUUUGUACACAACACGGCACAUGGUCUUUCUAACAAGGUGUCCAAUGGUGACUACCCCGGUCUGGUGGACAUUAUGGGACACCUAAUGGCCAUGAGAGAGAGACAGCUGAACAACGAGCAGGACUUUAAACCUCUCAAAUCUACAGCAGAGCUCCUGAAGACCUAUGGCCAACAACUCCCAGAUGAUGUCUACGCACAGCUAAAAGAGCUGCCAGAGAUGUGGACUAGUUUGAGGAAAAUCGCUUUCACAGUCAAACAUGAAGUGGCGCCCCUGCAGUCUAAGGAGGUUUCAGUCAUCCGCAGGAAAUGUGUGUGGUUUGAGGUCAAGCAGUAUGAGUUCAGAGAGCGGUUCCGUAGUGAAGCAAUUUUUAAGAUCAGUGUGGAAGAGCCAUACAAGCAAAUUGAUAAGUCUAAUCGAGCAGUAGCUGCAAUGGAGGCGGAAAUGAACUCGCUGAAGGACACCGCCGACCUGUUCGAGGUCAGCUUCCCAGACUACAAGCAACUGCGUCAGUGUCGCACCGACAUCAUUCUCGUUAAAGCAGUAUGGGAUAUGGUCAUUUUUGUCAAGAGCAGCAUAGUGGAUUGGACCAAAACUCAAUGGAAAGAAAUCAACAUUGAGCAAAUGGACAUGGAGCUCAGACGUUUUGCAAAAGAGAUGAAGAUGCUGGAUAAGGAGGUGCGUUUGUGGGAUGUCUACAUGGGACUGGAGUCAACAGUGAAGAACCUGCUGACCUCUCUGAGAGCCAUCAAUGAGCUCCAGAACUCUGCUGUGAGGGAGAGGCACUGGCAACAGCUAAUGAACACCACCAAGGUAACAUUUGUGAUGGGAGAGGAGACCACCCUUGGGAACCUGUUGGAAUUGCAGCUUCACCAUGUCGAGGAUGAGGUUAAGAAUAUAGUGGACAAGGCCAUGAAGGAAAUGGCGAUAGAGAAGGUAUUGUCAGAGAUAAAACAGACAUGGAGUGUUAUGUCAUUGUCCUAUGACACUCACUCCAGCACUGGAAUCCCUGUCCUCAAAGCAGAUGAGAACAUGAUAGAAACUUUGGAAGAUAACCAAGUGCAGCUGCAAAACAUCCUCAUGAGCAAGUACGUGGAAUAUUUUCAGCCAGAAGUGAGCAUAUGGCAGCGGAAGCUGAUGGUGGCUGACGUGGUCACCUCCUUGUGGAUGUCAGUGCAGAAGACCUGGGCCCACCUCAACAGCAUCUUCACCAACAGCCGUGACAUCCGCAGCCAGCUGGCCAGUGAUGCGGAGCACUUCUGGGGAAUUCACAAUGAUUUUCAGAGUUUGAUGAGUGAGGUGGUGCAGAACAGUAAUGUGUUAGGGGUGACCAACGGGCCUGGCUUCCUGGAGAAUCUGGAGACACUGCAGCAGAGGCUGUCUGUGUGUGAGAAAGCCCUGGCAGAUUACUUGGAGACCAAGAGGCUGACAUUUCCCAGGUUUUAUUUUGUAUCUGCCAACGACCUGCUGGAGAUUGUCUCCAAGGGAACACAACCCGUGCAGGUGACCAGACACUUGCUAAAGCUGUUCGACAAUAUAGCAGAUCUUCGCUUCAAGGAGUCACACAGAGGUGAAGGAGCACUAGUGGAGGGGGAAGUAGUUGCCAUAGGGAUGUGCAGUCGAGAGGGAGAAUAUGUUCCAUUCUGCAAGCCAUGUCUUUGUGAAGGACAGGCUGAGCGCUGGUUGGUUGCCUUGGAAAGCACAAUGCGCAGCACCAUUCAGAAGGAGAUUCAAGAGGCGGUAGCUGCCUAUGAAGACAAACCACGUGACCAGUGGCUCUUUGAUUACCCGGCACAGGUCGGGUUGACUGGCAGCCAGGUAUGGUGGGCCACAGAUGUGGGCAUUGCAUUUGCAAGGGUGGAGGAAGGAUUUGACACAGCGCUCAAAGAUUAUAAUAAAAAACAGAUCUUACAGCUCAACUCACUAAUCCACAUGCUGCUGGGGGAGUUGACUCCUGGAGACAGACAGAAAAUCAUGACCGUCUGCACCAUUGACGUCCACGCCCGAGAUGUAGUGGCCAAUCUCAUAACUGAAAAGGUGUCAACAGGACAAUCAUUUGCGUGGCUCUCGCAGUUGCGCCAUCGUUGGGACAAUAAAACACAACACUGUUACGUUGAUAUCUGUGAUGCCCAGUUCCGCUUCAGUUAUGAAUACCUCGGCAACACCAAUAGGCUUGUCAUCACUCCUCUCACUGACAGGUGUUAUAUAACGCUGACGCAGUCCCUCCAUCUGACUAUGAGUGGUGCCCCCUCCGGCCCAGCCGGUACUGGUAAAACAGAGACUACCAAGGAUCUGGGACGCUCACUGGGCAUUAUGGUUUAUGUGUUCAACUGCUCAGAACAAAUGGACUAUAAGUCUAUUGGAAAUAUUUAUAAGGGUCUGGCUCAGACUGGAGUGUGGGGCUGUUUUGAUGAGUUCAACCGGAUCUCAGUGGAAGUGCUUUCUGUGGUCGCCGUACAGGUCAAAACCAUACAGGAUGCAGUACGCAACAAAAAACAUAGGUUCCACUUCCUUGGAGAGGAGAUUGAGCUGAAGCAAACAGUGGGAAUCUUCAUCACAUUGAACCCAGGUUAUGCAGGCAGAACUGAGCUCCCAGAGAACCUUAAGGCUCUCUUCAGGCCUUGCGCCAUGGUGAUCCCGGACUUUGAGCUCAUCUGUGAAAUCAUGUUGGUGGCAGAGGGCUUCAUAGAUGCUCGUCUUCUGGCGCACAAGUUCAUCAGCCUCUACACACUCUGUAAAGAAUUGCUGUCUAAACAGGAUCACUAUGAUUGGGGUUUAAGAGCCAUCAAAUCAGUUCUGGUGGUGGCUGGCUCACUGAAGCGAGCGGAGCGCAGCAGACCUGAGGAACAGGUGCUCAUGCGGGCCUUAAGGGAUUUCAAUUUGCCAAAGAUAGUGACCAAUGAUGUCCCCAUAUUUCUGGGCCUCAUUAGUGACCUCUUCCUUCAGUUGGAGGUUCCCCAGAAAAGAGACACUGAGCUGGAAAAUGCUGUCCGCCAAUCAGUUAAUGAGCUGCGCCUUCAGCCGGAAGAAAACUUUAUACUGAAGGUCACUCAGUUGGAGGAGCUGCUGGCUGUCAGACAUUCUGUUUUUGUCAUCGGUGGACCAGGAACUGGAAAGAGCCAGAUCUUGAAGACCCUCCAUAGAACCUACGUAAACAUGAAGAUGAAACCAGCGUGGAAUGACAUCAACCCUAAAGCUGUGACCACAAAUGAGUUGUUUGGAUAUCUGCACUCUGUGACCAGAGAAUGGAAGGAUGGCGUCUUCUCCACUACCAUGAGAGAACUGGCUUCACUUACCCAUGAUAGUCCCAAAUGGAUCGUUCUAGAUGGGGACAUUGACCCCAUGUGGAUCGAAUCACUCAACACAGUUAUGGAUGACAAUAAGGUAUUGACUUUAGCCAGUAACGAGAGGAUUAGUUUGUCCUCCUCCAUGCGUCUCCUCUUUGAGAUAUCGCAUCUGAAAGCUGCUACCCCGGCGACUGUGUCAAGAGCAGGAAUCCUCUACGUCAACCCGCAGGACCUUGGCUGGACCUCUUUCGUGACAAGCUGGAUAGAGAACCGGCAGGCACAAUCAGAACGAGCUAACCUCACUAUUUUGUUUGACAAGUAUGUACCCUACUGUCUAGAACAAGUCCGCUGCAACUUGAAAACUAUCACUCCCAUUCCGGAAAUCAGCUUGGUGCAAACACUGUGCUCCUUGUUGGACUGCCUGCUGACUGAUAACAACACACCUCCUGAUUCCCCCAGAGAACUUUAUGAGAUUUACUUUGUCUUCGCCUGUGUCUGGGCUUUUGGAGGACCCCUCUUCCACGAUCAUCUACGUGACUAUCGUGCUGAAUUCAGCCGCUGGUGGGUAAAAGAAAUGAGAGCUGUUAAGUUCCCCUCCCAAGGAACCGUCUUUGACUACUUUAUAGAUCCUGAAACCAAAAAAUUUAUCCCGUGGAGCGAGAAGAAGGUUCCUUUUGAGCUGGAACUUGAUGUGCCUUUGCAGGCAGUGCUUGUUCACACCCCAGAAACCAUAUGUCUGACAUAUUUCAUGGACCUACUCCUCCAGAGGGGCAAACCUAUCAUGUUAGUGGGUAACGCAGGAGUAGGGAAGAGCAUUCUCGUGUGUGAUAAAGUCUCCAAACUGAAUCACGACUACAUAGUGGCUAAAGUGCCCUUCAACUACUAUACUACCUCAGCUAUGCUGCAACGUGUUCUCGAGAAACCACUGGAGAAGAAAGCAGGUCGUAAAUUUGGACCUCCGACCACAAAGAAACUCGUUUACUUCAUAGAUGACCUCAACAUGCCGAAGGUGGACGUAUACGGGACUGUCCAGCCACACACGCUUAUACGUCAGCAUCUGGACUAUAACCACUGGUAUGACAGACAAAAACUGGCAUUGAAAGAGAUUCAUAAUUGCCAGUACAUCACCUGCAUGAACCCAACUGCUGGAAACUUUUCCAUUAACCCUCGACUACAGAGACAUUUCUCUGUGUUUUCAGUACAUUUCCCCAGUGCUGAUGCAUUGGCCACCAUCUUUUCCAGCAUCUUGUCAUCUCACUUCCUACAGGGUGAAUUCAGCUACGGGGUCUUACGCUCCGUCGAUCCUCUCAUACAGGCUGCCAUCUCUUUGCACCAGAAAAUUAGUCGGAGCUUCCUGCCCUCUGCAAUUCGCUUCCAUUACAUUUUCAAUUUGCGAGACCUUGCCAACAUCUUCCAGGGCAUCUUGUUUGCCCAGCCUGAGUGUAUCCGAUACCCCAUGGACCUUGUUCAGCUGUGGCUUCAUGAGAGCUCCAGGGUAUACUCGGACAAACUGAUGGAAGAGAAAGAUGUGGAGGUCUUCAACAAACUCCUACUGGACACUUCCAAGAGAUAUUUUGAGGGAAUGAAAGAGUCACUUUUUAUCCACAAGCCUCUGGUGUACUGUCACUUUGCUCAAGGGGUGGGAGAGGCUCGCUAUCACCUGGCAUCAGACUGGGAGAAACUGCAGAAUAUUCUUAUUGAUGCUCUGGAGCAUUAUAAUGAGAUGCAUGCUGUGAUGGACCUGGUGCUGUUUGAAGAAGCUAUCCAGCAUGUAUGUCGGAUCAGCCGCAUCCUGGAAGCUCCCUACGGUAACGCCCUUCUGGUUGGGGUAGGCGGCAGUGGGAAACAGAGUCUCUGUCGGCUGGCUGCUUUCCUUAGCAUGCUGGAAGUCUUCCAGAUCACGCUACGUAAAGGCUAUGGCUUCAAUGACCUCAAAAGUGACAUAGCACGAUUGUAUAUGAAGGUCGGAGUAAAGAACAUUGGUACAGUGUUCCUUUAUACGGAUGCCCACAUUCCUGACGAAAGCUUCUUGGUGCUCAUCAAUGACAUACUGGCUUCCGGAGACAUCCCAGACCUGUUUAGUGAUGAAGAAGUGGACACAAUCGUGGCAUCAAUGCGAAUGGAGCUCCGAGGUUUAGGACUCACCGAUUCCAGAGAAAAUUGCUGGAGCUUCUUUAUAGAAAGAAUACGCAGGCAGCUCAAGGUGGCAUUGUGUUUUUCCCCUGUGGGGUUCACCCUGCGGACCCGGGCACGGAGGUUUCCAGCCUUGGUGAACUGCACGUCUAUCGACUGGUUCCAUCCUUGGCCCCAGCUCGCCUUACAGUCUGUCAGCACCACUUUCAUCGAGAAGAUACCCGAACUGGAGCCAAAAGUGAGGACGUCGAUCAGUGAGUUUAUCUCCCAUGCCCACACCAGUGUCAACGAAGUGAGUGUCAGGUUUCAGCAGAAUGAGAAGCACUUCAACUACACCACACCAAAGAGUUUCCUGGAGUUCAUGAAGCUUUACGGCAACCUGUUGGGGAAGAAACGAACUGAGCUCAGUCAAAAGAUGGAGAGAUUAGAGAAUGGUCUGCAGAAGCUGCAGAGCACCGCCAACCAGGUGGAAGAUCUUAAAGCCAAGCUAGCGGUGCAAGAAAUGGAGCUAUGUCAGAGGAAUGGGGACAUUGAGGCUCUAAUCUCUAAAAUAGGACAACAGACAGACAAUCUGAGCCAAGAGAGAUCUGUGGCUGAUGCUGAGGAGCAAAAGGUGGAAGCUUUUCAAGCAGAGGUGAGCAAACAGCAGCGAGAGACAGAAAAUGAGCUGGCCAAGGCUGAACCUGCACUGCAGGCCGCCAAUGCAGCCCUCAAUACACUCAACAGGUUGAAUUUGACUGAGCUGAGGACGUUCCCAAACCCUCCGGCGAUUGUUACCAAUGUCACAGCAGCCGUUGUGGUGCUGCUCGCUCCUCAGGGCAAAAUCCCCAAAGAUCGGAGCUGGAAGGCUUCCAAGGUGGUCAUGAGCAAGGUGGAUGAGUUCCUGCAGUCUCUGGUGAACUUUGACAAGGAGCACAUCCCAGAGGCCACGGUGAAGGUUGUGAGAGACGACUACCUGAGUGACCCUGAGUUCAACCCUGAAUUCGUGCAUCACAAAUCCUCCGCUGCUGCUGGGCUCUGUGCUUGGGUGAUCAAUAUGAUCCGCUUCCAUGAUGUAUUCCGUGAGGUGGCCAAGAAGAGGUUGUGCCUGUCACAAGCCAACACUGAUCUUGCCGAGGCUGCGGAGAAGCUCCAAGUCAUUGGGAAGAAACUGGCCGAGUUAGACAGCAGCCUUGAAUCCCUGACCAGCGAUUACAAAAAAGCCACGUCAGAGAAGUUGCGUUUUCAGGAAGAAGUCAACCAUACAAACAAGACUAUUACACUCGCCAAUCGACUAGUCAAAGGGCUGCAGAGUGAAAAUGUGCGUUGGGCCCAAUCAGUGGCCGAGUACCAUGAACAGGAGGCCACUCUUUGUGGAGAUGUCCUCCUAACCGCAGCCUUCAUCUCUUACGUCGGCUCCUUCUCCAAAAAGUACCGCAGGGAGCUGGUGGACAACCUCUGGAGGCCUUUCCUCCGCAGCCAGAAGAUACCCAUUCCCAUGACAACGGACUUGGAUCCUGUGUCCCUGCUGACUGACGAUGCCAUGGUAGCCCAAUGGAACAACGAAGGCUUGCCAGGAGACAAAAUGUCCACCCAGAACGCCGCUAUCCUCAUUAAUUGUGAACGCUGGCCUCUGCUAAUUGACCCUCAGUUACAGGGCAUCAAGUGGAUUAAGAGUCGGUACGGCAGCAGCCUCAGAGUCGUCAGUCUGAGUCAAAAAAGUUAUGUGGACGUGAUCGAGCAAGCCGUCGUGGCUGGAAGCACUGUGCUCAUCGAGAACAUUGAAGAGACAAUUGACCCGGUUCUGGACCCGCUCUUAGGUCGACACACAAUCAAGAAGGGCAGUUGCAUCAAGGUGGGUGACAAGGAGUGCUUCUUGCAUCCUGACUUCAGGCUCAUCCUUCACACCAAACUGGCCAGCCCUCACUAUAAGCCAGAGAUUCAGGCUCAGACCACUCUUAUUAACUUCACUGUGACCAGAGACGGGCUGGAGGACCAACUCCUUGCUCAAGUUGUCAACCAGGAGAGGCCUGACCUUGAACAUCUCAAGAGCAAACUAACCAAACAGCAGAACACAUUUAAGAUUGAGUUGAAACUUCUGGAGGACGAGCUGCUGACCAAGUUGUCUGCAGCAGAGAGCAACUUUCUGGGUGAUAAUUUGCUGGUGGAGAAGCUAGAGAGCACCAAACACACUGCUGCUGAGAUAAAGAUGAAGGUCCUGGAAGCUAAAGUCAAUGAGGUGAAGAUCAACGAAGCCAGAGAACAUUAUCGACCUGUAGCUGCCAGAGCUUCCCUGCUCUAUUUCAUCAUGAAUGACCUCAACAAGAUCAACCCCAUGUACCAGUUCAGCCUCAAGGCAUUCAAUGUGGUCUUCGACAAAGCGGUGGACAAGGUCGAGCCCUGCGAGGACGUGACCAGCAGAGUGAAAACGCUUAUAGAUUGUGUUACAUACGCCACCUUUAACUACAUCAGCCGGGGGCUCUUUGAGAGGGACAAGCUUACGUUCACUGCACAACUGGCCUUCCAGUUGCUCCUGAUGGCUCAUGAGAUCAACGUGCGCGAGUUGGACUUCCUGUUACGCUUCAACAUCGAGCACUCUUUCGUCAGCCCGCUGGACUUUCUCUCCAACGCUGCGUGGAGCGCCAUCAAAGUGAUGAGUUUCACUGAUGAGUUUCGAGGUCUGGACCGGGAUAUUGAAGGCUCUCCUAAGCGCUGGAAGAAGAUGGUGGAGUCCGAGUGUCCGGAAAAGGAGACGUUUCCCCAGGACUGGAAAGGGAAAAGUUCCCUGCAAAAACUCAUCAUGAUGAGAGCUCUGAGACCUGACCGCAUGACAUAUGCUGUCAGGAACUUUGUGGAGGAGAACCUUGGGCUGAAAUAUACAGAAGGUCGUAAAACUGAAUUUGCAAAGUCUUUCAGAGAAAGUGGUCCAGCCUCCCCCAUGUUCUUCAUUCUCUCUCCUGGAGUGGACCCACUUAAAGAUGUGGAGUCACUUGGAAGAAAGCUAGGCUUCACCAUCGACCUUGGCAAGCUUCACAAUGUUUCGUUGGGUCAGGGGCAAGAGACUGUGGCUGAGGUUGCUAUGGAAACAGCUGCAAAGGAGGGUCACUGGGUGAUACUGCAGAACAUCCACCUGGUUGCUCGCUGGCUGGGCUCCCUGGAGAAGCUUCUGGAGCGCUUCUCUGAAGGCAGUCAUCCCGACUACAGAGUGUUUAUGAGUGCUGAGCCUGCACCAACCACCCAGGAACACAACAUUCCGCAGGGCAUUCUGGAAAAUGCUGUUAAGGUCACCAAUGAGCCUCCAACAGGCAUGCACGCAAACUUGCAUGCAGCGCUAGAUAACUUUGACCAGGACAUUCUUGACCAGUGUAGCCGCGAACAGGAGUUCAAGACCAUCCUGUUCUCUCUGUGUUAUUUCCAUGCUUGCGUGGCUGAGAGAAGGAAGUUCGGACCCCAGGGAUGGAACAGGAAGUAUCCUUUCAACACUGGAGACCUGACAAUAUCAGUGAAUGUCCUUUACAACUACCUGGAGGCAAAUACACAGGUACCAUGGGAGGACCUGCGAUAUCUUUUUGGUGAAAUCAUGUAUGGAGGACACAUCACUGAUGACUGGGACAGAAGACUGUGCAGAACAUACCUGGAAGAGUACAUGCAGCCCAACCAGUUUGACCGUAAACUUGCAUUGGCUCCAGGAUUUGUGGUUCCAUCCAAUGUGGACUAUCAGGGUUACCACAACUUCAUAGAUGAGAUGCUGCCCCACGAGAGUCCUGUGCAUUACGGGCUGCACCCCAACGCGGAAAUUGACUUCCUGACCGUGACGUCCGAUAAUGUUUUCCACACUUUGCUGGAGCUGCAGUCUCCUGAUACUGUGAUGGGGGAAGGGACCUCGGGGACACUGGAGGAGAAGGUCAAAACGGUGUUGGAUGAGGUUCUGGAGAAGCUUCCGGACCAAUACAACAUGAAUGACAUCGCUGCCAAGACAGCCGAACGGUCUCCUUACAUCCUGGUCUGCUUCCAGGAGUGUGAGCGCAUGAACAUGCUCGUCUCGGAGAUAGGGCGCUCGCUCAGGGAGCUGGACCUGGGACUCAAAGGUGAGCUCGCAAUCUCCCCUGAGAUGGAGAAGCUGCAGGCAGCUUUGUUCCUUGACAACGUUCCGGACGUUUGGACCAAGCUGGCCUAUCCAUCCACAUACAGCCUGGCUAUAUGGUACAACGAUGUGUUGCAGCGUUGUAAGGAGUUAGACAGCUGGACUCAAGAUCUUACACUGCCCACUGUAGUGUGGCUGAGUGGACUCUUCAACCCACAAUCCUUUCUGACCGCCGUGAUGCAGAGCCUGGCCCGCAAGAACGAGUGGCCCCUGGAUAAAGUGAACCUGACUGUGGACGUGACCAAGAAGUUUAAGGAAGAGUUGAACCAGCCAGCAAGAGAGGGGGCUUAUGUAUAUGGACUUCACAUAGAAGGGGCCAGGUGGGAUACCCAAGCCGGAGUGAUCACGGAAGCGCGUUUAAAGGAGCUGACACCGGCAAUGCCUGUCAUGUCAGUCCGAGCUGUGCCCAACGACCGCCAGGAGACCAGGAACAUCUACCAGUGUCCUCUCUAUAGGACCAAGCUCAGAGGGCCCACAUACGUUUGCACUCUGAGCCUGAAAACCAGGGAGCGGCCAGCCAAAUGGGUCCUGGCUGGAGUGGCUCUGCUCCUUAACGUGUGACUCAACUUGGGUAAUUGUAUGGGUGUAAACGUAUAUUUAUAGUUUGCUGAAGUGAAGAAGAAACCUCCAAGAUCAAACAAAUCAUUUUGACAAGCACAGACAUUUAAACUCAACAGACAUUAUGUAUAAAUAUCGCUAUAAUGCCAUCUUGUGGCAUCUUUGGGCUAAGAAUAAUGUUGAAGUGUGUUGAGGAGUUUCUUUUUGUCACAGCAUAGCCUGGUGUACUAGAAAUCUAUACGUAAUUAAAAACCUUUAUUGGGUGGGCGUGAACUAA
Molecule: messenger RNA, 13186 nt
Organism: Syngnathoides biaculeatus (alligator pipefish)
Lineage: Eukaryota; Metazoa; Chordata; Actinopteri; Syngnathiformes; Syngnathidae
Gene: dnah9l
Product: dynein, axonemal, heavy polypeptide 9 like
Exons: 89
Coding region: 16-12912 (4298 amino acids)
Biological process (GO): microtubule-based movement
Cellular component (GO): dynein complex
Molecular function (GO): ATP binding; dynein intermediate chain binding; minus-end-directed microtubule motor activity
Source: RefSeq, a predicted model, not a curated record